CAUGCAUCGAUCUCCGUGCACAACGCAACCAAUGUGAGUCUUUGAUGGCGGUGCUUGGACGUUGGAGACUGGUGCUGCUCUGGCUGUGGCCAUGCCUGGCAGCCUCGCCGAAGACUCCCAACGUGGAAGUCACCGAGAACCAAGGCUAUGCUGCUGGACAGAGCGGCGAGUACUUCAGGUACAAACACAUGUUCUACAAGAAACCCACGGAAGAGGACUUCGAGAAUGCCCAAAAAGUGGCACAGGAGGUUCGUUGCCCGGUGUGCGUCCACCUCCUUCGUUCACUGCUGAGCCGCGCGCGGUCCUACAGCGAGGAUGAUAUUGCUGACGUGUUGGAAGGAAACACAGACUACGAACGCACAGGGGAUGCAGUGGAGGACCAAAUGUUGAAACACAAGAAGGGCUGCAACAAGCACUUCAAGGACGAUUUGGUGGCUGAGGGCUUUAUGCUGAGACCAUGCAAGGAGGUGGCUCCAGAGAUCAAGAACGACACGUCCCCAUGUCUGUGGCAAAGCCCUGAGAAACCGAGCAAACAAGCAGUGGACACGUACGAGGUUUGGAAGGAAGGCGUUUUCUAUGCGUGCGAGCAAAGCAUCUCGCAUCACACGGACGCCUUGUCCGAAGCCUUGGCGGAACGCCUGCGGGGCCAGCGUGAUGUGAACCUGACAGAGGUGGCGCAGCAGGCAUGCCAGAAGGUCGCCAAGUGCGAGUCUGUGAAGAAAGCCAAGGAGGCGAAGCCGCCUCCAGCGGGUGCAGGCUCCACAUCCCAAGCCCCAAAGAAGGGCAAGGGCUCCAAAAAGGAAUUGUGAUCUGCGGAGCGUUGCAAAGAUGGCGGCCACUGGCGAAGGGAGUAAAUUCGGCGCUACUGUAUUUUUGACGGCCUGCUGGACUGAGUCUCCAAACCUGAGCUCUGCCGAUAUCUGCCGAUAGGCUAUCCCUUGCCAGUUGUGUGUGACUCACUAGAGUCAAAUUAUUGAACCUAAACUCUGAUCCUUUUCAAACGCCGUACACGAGCUCUGGAUGUACUGGUAAUGAUGCAC
Molecule: messenger RNA, 1040 nt
Organism: Cladocopium goreaui
Lineage: Eukaryota; Dinophyceae; Suessiales; Symbiodiniaceae
Source: the annotation of a GenBank genome assembly